Molecule: messenger RNA, 3131 nt
Organism: Aphis gossypii (cotton aphid)
Lineage: Eukaryota; Metazoa; Arthropoda; Insecta; Hemiptera; Aphididae
Product: tubulin glycylase 3A-like
Exons: 14
Coding region: 124-2820 (898 amino acids)
Biological process (GO): cilium assembly; cilium movement; protein polyglycylation
Cellular component (GO): cilium
Molecular function (GO): protein-glycine ligase activity, initiating
Source: RefSeq, a predicted model, not a curated record
AAACAUCAUUAUACAAUCUUAAAUAGCAGUAUUACACAUUUACAAAUUAAACAUAACUUAAAUUCUAUAUAUUUUAAGCAUAUACAUAAAAUUUACACAAUCUGGAAGACAAAAGAACACACAAUGAAUUCUAACAAAAACACCAGAAAAAAAAAGCCGUUGAUGCCUCGUAAUGAUAAUAAACCAUUAAUAAAUCAAAAAGAUAAAACUAAAGCCUAUACACUUGACACGCUUAAUAAAAUCGCUGCUAAUGAAAUUCUUGAAAACACGUGCAAUCCUAUUUCGAAUAAUGACCUCGAUAAUGAGGUCACAAGUGACACUAAUACAAAUGUUAAACAAGACGGUUUUAAUCAAAUUCCGGAAUUAAAAGAAGAAUCUCAAAUCUCAGAACAAUCAAAAAUGAGUAGCCUCAGUAACAGGUACCAACUAAAUUCAAAAAACUAUGUUCAAGAACUACAUAAAGCAUUGAUAAAAGAGUGUAAUCACAAUUUAUUAGAUUACACCUCUUUGAACGCAACAUUAGAUUUCGAAUCAUUGACGAAUGUCACUAGUCGGACGUUGAAAGCUAUACAGGAUCAAAAAAUAUUUUCGGUAUUAGGAUAUUUUCCAACAAUUUCUCUAGAGAUGAACAACCGUGGGUGGGUAGAAAAACGAGAUCCGUACAGACCGCCAACAAAUUAUUCUCAUUAUUUAAAAUCAGCACCAUACAUGGUUAAUUGGAUUGAAUCACCUCCGCUUUUAUCGUCAAUUAAUGAAAAUGAAGCUAUCAUAGAGCGCCUGAAAAGUGCGCAAUCGUGGAGUAUACUUAAAGAUAAAAGAUCGGAUUUUAUUUUUGUCACUAGAAAACGAUUGAUUAAUUGGUCCAAUUUAAGUGAAUUGACAUCCGUUAGUCAGAUGACAAGACACGUGUUUUGUACCAAAACUGGUUUGGCACAAUGUUUAGAAUUAUACAAAAAUUCUGUGACAAAUUUGAUGUUUCCGAGAUGUCAUUAUAUUCGAUCUGAAGCAGACAGUGAUGCAUUUAUUGAAGAUUAUAUUACAACAGCGUUAGUAAGCACACUGAAGAUUAUUGUAAAGGGGAUUGAGAAUAAUAAAAAAAUGUUCUCUUCAAAUGGCAAUAUACCAUACAAUUUUAUUGAUUUUGUAAAACGAUGUGUAUCAAAAUUUCUGAAUAAACACAUAACUGGUAAUACAACAAAAAAUUUAUGGGCAUAUAAUUGUCAAAAAGAGGUAUGGAACGAAUUUAUGAUUCAUUACACAAAACUGAUCAUCGAUAACAAUGCAAGAUUUGAUCAUGAGUAUAUAUAUGAAUUAGAACUAGAUGUCUAUGCAAAAUGUAAAUAUUUACUAGAAAACGUGAAAAAAUAUUGUCCUCAACACUAUAUAGAUGGAAUUACCAACACAUGGAUUAUAAAACCCUCUUCGAACUGUUCAGGUCAUGGUAUUAUGUUGUCUAGAGAUUUGCAUACGAUAAAACGAAAAAUCACUGAAGCCGGUUUUUUGAGAAAUAAUUAUAUUUUACAAAAAUAUAUAGAAAGACCACUUUUGGUUUAUACGUGUAAAAUUGAUUUGCGACAAUGGUUUUUAGUGACCAAUAUGAGUCCAGUAGUUGUGUGGAUGUACAAAGAGGGUUACGUUCGAUUUUGUGCAAACAGUUUCUCAAUGCAAAAUAUGCACGAAUCCAUUCAUCUCAGCAAUGUCCGACUACAAAUGAAAUAUCGAAAAUUUAGAAAUCCACAAGUACCCGAUGAAUGUAUGUGGGAUUAUAGAGAAUUAAAAGACUAUUUGAGAAAAAUUGGACAAGAAUACGUAUGGGACGAAUUAAUAUUUCCCGGAAUGGGUGAGAGUAUUUACGCUGUGUUAAAGGCUGCUACGGACACUUCGUUUUACCGUGAUAAAACGUUUCAAUUGUUCGGAGCUGAUUUUUUAAUAACUGAAAACUUUAUCCCUUAUUUGAUAGAAAUCAAUUCCAUUCCCGGAUUGAAUCCGUCAACGAGCAUUAUCGCCAAUUUGGUGCCUAUGCUUCUUAGUGACAUCGUGAAAGUAACGGUGGACUAUGGGAAAAACUCAAACGCCGACACAGGGCUGUUUAUGAAAGUUGUGCCGGAAAAGUGGAAAUCAGCUGCCACGGUGAAGUUGAAUUCGGUUGCAGUCGCCGUAAAUAGAGGGAAUUCGUACAAAUCUACAGCGGGUAAAGUAGACCGUGGUUACAAUGUACUCAAAUCGACGGUGGCCACGAACGUUGAAACAGCACCGUUCAUGACUGGAUACCAUCACCAGUGGAUGGACAGUGUUAAUAAAAAAUUAGCAAAAUUGCGGUUACGGAUUGAUAGCCAGAAUACGACGGACGACUGUGGUUCUAUGCUUGUAUGUAAAAGAUGGCAAAAACUUAUUGACGCAUAUGUAUUUCAAGAAAAAGCUGCUCUAGAAAAUAAGUUUGUGAAUAAUGUUCGAGGAUACAGCAGUUUUUCACAAAUCAGUUCAAAUGAUAUUAGAAAAAUAGAAUUACCUUGGUAUGUGUUUUAUGUAAUAAGCAAAUUUGAUCCAUUCAAUAGAAAUUUGAUUAAAAACCAUUGUGGGCAAGACCUUUUGAACCAUUGGGAAACUGACAAGAGUGUUUUACCAUCACGGUCAUUGAUGAUGAGUGAUACUGAUUUAUCGUUUAUUUCCCAAACACUACAUGGCGAACAUUUGUCUGAUCCAGAUUUUGAUGGGCAUACAAGUUUUUUUAGUGUAGAUUUUGGACAUAUACACACAGUGUAUCAACAAAUUAUAUUUAAAGAUUAUGGCUUGAAUGAUAUUCUUAUGAAAACUCUUUGACCUAAAACUGUAUUUAGUUCAAGGUUUAAUAUCGCAGAAUAUAACUGCAAUAUUAUGUUAUAUAGAUUACAGGCUAGUGUUCAUAGUUAAAUUAAUGAGACUAAAGUUGUAACUGUAGAUUCUAUUAUUGAAGAAUCAUCAAUCAAAUGGGAAAGAGUUUCAGAUAUGAUUGAAACCAUGGGCCAUGAAACAUACUUAAAACUAAAUCAUUUUGUGAAGCGCUUUUUUUCACAAUUAUUUAUACUUAGUAACUUGGAAGUGACCUGUUCUGUUGUGAAAAUAUUGCUACCAAUAAAAUAUAAAAAUUCUAA